CCAGGUCUUUCAAACAUAAAAUUGAACAUUGCCUUUUAAGUAAGCUGAUAUAGUUAUAUCUUUAGCCAUCGAACUUAUGCCUAAUGGGCCACAAAUUAUGGGCAAGACUUUAAAAAAGUUAUGUUGCAAAAAUAUAAAACUAUGCGAGCGAAAAAGUUAUUUGAUCUGAGCCCCACUUUUAAAUGAUACUAUAUCCUAUUAACCGCUAAAAGAUUAUGAAUAUUGUAUGCAGAUUACAACUCAGUAGACUUCAUGAGUUUCCCGCUGUUAGCCAGCUCCGGCACUCCACCAGCACCACCAACGCCAACGGCGGCGAUUCCCCGGCCGCCGCCGUCACUAGCGCAAAGGGUCCACAUCCCACCACAUAUAUACAAACACCCAACAGCAAUCCUCCUCGAGCUUUGCAAUUCGAUGAAAGAACUUCACCAAAUUCUCCCUCAGAUUAUCAAGAAUGGUCUAUAUAACGAACAUCUUUUCGAAACAAAAUUAGUUAGCUUAUUCACCAAAUAUGGUAGCCUUAAUGAUGCCACCAAAGUGUUCGAUUUUGCUAAGCUCAAAAAUGAACCAAUGUAUCAUACGAUGCUUAAAGGCCAUACCCAUUACUCUUCUUUGGAUUGUUCGUUGGGUUUUUACGCUCGUUUGAGAUAUGAUAAUGUAACGCCGGUGAUAUAUAAUUUUAACUAUUUGUUAAAAGCUUGUGCGGAUAAUUUUGAUGUUUUAAAGGGUAAGCAGGUACAUGCACAGUUGAUUCUUCAUGGGUUUUCGGAUAGUUUGUUUGCGAUGACUAGUGUUGUGAAUCUUUAUGCGAAAUGUGGGAUGGUUGGUGAUGCAUAUAAGAUGUUUGAUAGAAUGCCUGAGAGAGAUUUGGUUUGUUGGAAUACUGUUAGUUCAGGAUAUGCACAAAACGGGAUGCCAAAAAGGGCGUUGGAGUUGGUUGUGAGGAUGCAGCAGGAGGAAGGGGGUAAUAGGCCGGAUUCGGUAACGGUUGUGUCCAUUUUGCCUGCUUGUGCUGCGAUUGGGUCCUUGCGAGUGGGGAAGUCGAUUCAUGGAUAUGUUUUUAGAAAUGGUUUUGAGUCGCUUGUGAAUGUCUUGACUGCUUUGGUGGAUAUGUAUGCUAAAUGUGGGUCAGUGGAUAUUGCUAGGUUGGUUUUUGAUAGGAUGGAUUCUAAGACGGUUGUAUCGUUGAAUGCUAUGAUAGAUGGAUAUGCACGGAAUGGAUAUUAUGAUGAAGCUCUUAUCAUCUUUCGGAGAAUGUUGGAUGAAGGAUACAAACCGACGAAUGUGACUAUUAUGAGCACUUUACAUGCGUGUGGUGAAUCAAAGAAUAUUGAGCUUGGGCAAUAUGUUCACGAAUUAGUCAACCAACUAGGUCUUGGUUCUAAUGUUGCAGUUGUUAACUCGUUGAUUUCAAUGUAUUGCAAGUGCCAAAGAGUGGAUAUUGCAGCCGAAUUGUUCGAAAACCUGAAAGAGAGAACACUAGUCUCGUGGAAUGCUAUGAUAUUGGGCUAUGCACAAAAUGGAUGUGUAAUGGAUGCAUUAACUCAUUUUUGUGAAAUGCAUCUGCAGAACAUCAAACCCGACUCAUUUACAAUGGUAAGUGUUUCUACUGCUCUUGCUGAGUUAUCAGUAUUGCGCCAAGCUAAGUGGAUACAUGGAUUUUCUGUAAGAACCUGUUUGGACAGGAAUGUUUUUGUAGCCACUGCACUUGUUGACAUGUAUGCAAAAUGUGGAGCAGUUCACACGGCAAGAAAGUUAUUUGACAUGAUGGAUGAUAGGCAUGUUACAACAUGGAAUGCCAUGAUAGAUGGAUAUGGCACUCAUGGAUUUGGAAAGGAAGCUGUUGAAUUGUUUGAGGAAAUGCGGAAGGGGCAUGUAAAGCCUAACGACAUAACAUUUCUCUGUGUCAUCUCAGCUUGCAGCCACUCUGGCUUUGUAGAGAAGGGGCGCAAUUAUUUCGCGCUCAUGCAGGAAGAAUACUGCUUGGAGCCUUCAAUGGACCAUUAUGGGGCAAUGGUUGACCUAAUUGGUCGCGCUGGUCGGCUGAGUGAGGCUUGGAACUUCAUCGACAAUAUGCCUAUCAGCCCUGGACUCAAUGUCUAUGGUGCAAUGUUGGGAGCUUGCAAGAUUCACAAAAACGUAGAUUUAGGGGAGAAGGCAGCAGAUAAGCUAUUUGAGCUAGAUCCCGAUGAUGGUGGAUAUCAUGUUCUUCUUGCUAAUAUGUAUGCCACGGCUUCAAUGUGGAAAAAAGUUGCCAAAGUCAGAACUAUGAUGGAGAGAAAAGGCAUUCAAAAGACACCUGGAUGCAGUUUGGUUGAUUUAAGAAACGAGGUCCACACAUUCUACUCAGGAAGCACUAGCCAUCCUCAGUCAGAGAAGAUCUAUGCUUACCUUGAGAAGUUGUUUGAUAGGAUUAAAGCUGCUGGAUAUAUACCUGAUACUGAUUCAAUUCACGAUGUGGAAGACGAUGUUCAGGAGCAAUUGCUAAAGAGCCAUAGUGAGAAGCUUGCUAUUGCAUUUGGGCUUUUAAAUACAAGUGCGGGUACAACUAUUCACAUCAGGAAAAAUCUCCGGGUUUGUGGUGACUGCCAUACUGCAACAAAGUACAUCUCGUUUGUCAUGAAACGAGAAAUUAUUGUACGUGAUAUGCACCGUUUCCACCAUUUUAAGGAUGGAGCCUGUUCAUGUGGAGAUUACUGGUGAUCUGAAUAAUAGAUAACUCUUCCAAGUUGUUACCUCAUGUUAAUUUUGUAUAACAUUUUAUAAUCUGAUAUAAAAGAACAAUAAGGAUCCACCAUAUGUGGAACUAAGGUGGAGAGUCAUGAAUGAGAUGGAAUCAUUUUCUCUAACUGGUUCAAGUCAGAUAGGCGCCGUCAUAGGUAUUUAGCCCCUCAGACUCGGAAAGUAAUACGAAAAUAGCUAGUUAUUGAAUUGGGGAAUCAUCAUAUUCAACAAUUUGUCCAGAUUGUCAACAGUUGCGUUCUACCUGGAAGAACUGACAAUGAAAAGUAGUAUACUUGGUUCAAGGAACACCUGAUUAACACAAUGAUACUAUUGCACUCUAUGCAACAAGUUGAAUAUCACUUCUGAACACUAUCUCACUUCCCAAUAUUUGGAAAUUGAAAGAGAGAAGAUACCUGUAAACUUUGCUGCUUUCCAAUGAAGGUAACCCUUAUCACAAGAAAGGUUCAAUGUGGAAGACUGGCAAAUUCAAUUGAUAUUUAGCAUUAUGCCAUAUAAAGAGCCCUUAAUUGCACAUAUCAUAUUAGCGACUUAUUUCAGAUAUUCUAGUGGUGCAAAAUAAGUAAUGGGUAGGGAAGCGCCCCAAGUAUCUGCAAUCCUGUAAGCUUUUACCAGUGCCUGGUAGCUGACGCUGUCUUUUGUAUUGGUCUUGUAGUAGUCAAGUGUAACAGAGGAGCAGCAAAGCUGAAAGAGUAGCUAUAUGCAGAAAGGUUUUGAAAUGGUAGAUCAUGAGUUUCAGAAAAUAAGAAGCCCUGGGAUCGCUUUAAGUGUAGAGAAUGAUUUUGUAACCUCUGUAAAGGCAAUAUGUUACUGUGGACGUGAAUCAUUUGGGUUGAGGCUGUUGGGUGUUGACCCAUAGGCAUGCUUAAUUUUGUAACUUGUAAUUUUUACUGUAUGUGAGGAGUGGUUGCAAAUUACAGCGAUUGAGAAACGGAAAACGCUGGAACAGAAGAAAAAUGGACUUUUAUUU
Molecule: messenger RNA, 3709 nt
Organism: Capsicum annuum
Lineage: Eukaryota; Viridiplantae; Streptophyta; Magnoliopsida; Solanales; Solanaceae
Product: pentatricopeptide repeat-containing protein At1g11290, chloroplastic
Exons: 2
Coding region: 253-2700 (815 amino acids)
Biological process (GO): RNA modification
Molecular function (GO): RNA binding; protein binding; zinc ion binding
Source: RefSeq, a predicted model, not a curated record